CAGUUGAAGCUCUUAUACACAUUUUAUCCUCAGGUUAUGGCCUCAGCAUUCCCCCUUUUCUUUAUCUUUUUUCUGUUGAUAACUACAGCAUUUUCUUUAUCUGUUGCCCUCAAGAUUCCCAAGCUGGGUCUUGUUAGAGAGAGCACACAUGGAAAAUUUUUGAUAUCUCAAUCAAAUCUCAAUGAAAUCUCUUCAAGUGGAUAUAAAUUCUACAACUAUAGCCAGACGAUUGACCAUUUCAACUACCGGCCAGAGAGCUAUGAUAUUUUCCAGCAGAGAUAUGCGAUCAAUGACAAGUAUUGGGGCGGUGCAAAGAACAACUCACCGAUAUUUGUCUACACUGGAGAUGAGGCUUCUCUUGAGAGUGUAAUUCGUUCAGCUGGGUUCCUUGUUGACAAUGCUCCACACUUCCAAGCACUUUUGGUAGUUAUCGAGCAUCGAUAUUACGGCGAAUCAAACCCUUUUGGUUCUAGAAAACAAGCAUAUCAGAACACUAGCACCCUUGGAUAUUUCAGUUCUACACAAGCUCUCGCAGACUAUGCUCAACUGAUUACAGAAUUGAAGAAGAACUUAUCUGCUAAUAAUUGCCCUGUGAUAGCGAUGGGAGGAUCCUAUGGAGGAAUGCUUGCAUCCUGGUUUCGUCUGAAGUACCCUCACAUUGUCAUCGGAGCUUUUGCUUCAUCAGCCCCCAUUCUCUACUUUGAUGAUAUUACUCCUGAAAAUGGAUAUCUUAGUAUUGUUACAAAGGAUUUUCAAGAAACAAGCAAAAGCUGCUACAGAACCAUCAGAGAAUCAUGGUUUGAGAUAGACAAAUUUGGUCUUGAAAUCAAUGGUCUCAGUGUUUUAAGCCAAAUAUUUCACACUUGCCGCCCGCUGAAUAAUACUCCAGAACUCAAAGAUGCCCUAGCAUCGAUAUAUAGUGCAGCGGCUCAAUAUGAUGAUCCCACGACGCAACCUGUUAAUUUGUUAUGCAGUGGCAUUGAUGGUGCAUUUGACGAGGCCACAAUUCUUGAAAGGGUAUUUACUGGUAUUACGCCAUGGAAUGGCAAGAAACAAUGCUUUGAUAUUGAUGUAUACAAUAUUGAUGAUUCUGCAUCUGAAACAGCAAUUGGAUGGUAUUGGCAGGUAGAAAGCUUUACCAGUUGCAAACCGAGUGGAAUACCACCAUCAUAUAUGAUCUUUGCAUUAAAAUAUACCAAAAUUCUUGAUUCCAAUAAAUUUUUUAAAAUUAAUACUCACCUAAAGUUUUUGAUUCAGACUUGUAGUGAAAUGGUCAUGCCUAUUGGUUGUGAUAGCAAUGAUACUAUGUUCCAAGCGCAGCCAUUUAACAUUUAUAACUACACAAUGGACUGUCAAAAAAAGUGGGGUGUAACUCCAAGACCCCACUGGAUGACCACCGAAUUUGGUGGACAUAAUAUCAAGUCAGUACUCAGAAAUUUUGGGAGUAACAUCAUAUUUUCCAAUGGUCUUAGAGAUCCCUACAGUAGUGGAGGGGUGUUAUGCAAUAUAUCAGAUACCAUAGUCGCUAUAUAUACAACCCAAGGAUCACAUUGCUUGGAUAUAUUACCAGCGACACCCGCAGACCCUGAAUGGCUAAUCGCUCAAAGAAAUGAAGAGGUUAAAAUCAUUGAGAGAUGGAUAGCAGAAUACAAAGCUAACAUCAUCGCAUAGAUAAGAAGCUGGACCCUGUCUGCGUACAUCUCUAUCAAUGAGUUGGAAGAGCAAGGAAACAAGGAGCUCUACAAUCUGGAAAAAAGUUGUUGCUGAAAUAAUAGCGGGUUUUUCUUCUUCUGUAAUUCAUUUUGAUAGUCUAUAUAGAUUCAGGGAAAAAAUGGACUCAAACUCAAUGAUAAAAAAGAAAGAUGCCUAUUUGUACUAGAAAUAAAGUUGUUUUAGAAACAAGAGUGGUAUCCUUCAAACUUGAAUAAGAAAUCAGGAUCGAUCUUUCUAACAAUCAACAAACAAGUCCUAUAGGGAACAACAGAUAAGAAGACAAAAAGGACACAAGGAUCAUAUAUAUGGUUCACCAACCAUAUCUAUAAGAGAGUUUACCGUAGGCGUAAGUGACUACUCGCCUUCACUUAUUUCAACAAUAUAUCAUACACGAUGAACUCAUGAACAAGAAUACACUUGUCGUUGUCAAGUCCAAGUGUAUUGGGUUUCAAAUCAUAACUAAACUGAUUUUCCCCCCUCUAGAAGCACAUUCAUUGCAUAUGCCAAAAUCUAAGCUUUCUAGCCUUGUUAGCCAAUUGAUUCUAUUUAAGGAGCUUCAAAAUCUUAAUUAAACUGAGGAUUCUAUUUCGCUGAGUUCUGUUACUAAAUUUCAAUUCCAUUUUGGUCAUAUCUACUUCAUAUUUGGGUUUUCACUUGUAAUAACCUUCAAAACUUCGGUAAUUACUAAAAAUUUCCUCCAGAUCUUCAAAGCCAAUUUACUCUCCACUUUCUUGAUAAACCUCCUUGACAAUAAAAUAAAGAAUAUUCCUCAGUUUUACCUCCUUAUACCAUCAUUCGUUUCAACACAAAAUAGAGGGAUCUUUCACAUUUUGCCAUCCACUUAAGUAUUAGUAAUAACUAGCAUCUUCCAUUAUUAAGAUGACCGAUUUCCUAAACCUCAACCCACACUUAUUUCAACAAAAACUUAAUCUUAAUCAUAAACAAAGGAAACAAACAAUUAUCUAAACAAAAACCAGAAAAUCC
This is a messenger RNA of Asparagus officinalis (garden asparagus), 2697 nucleotides long. RefSeq names its product lysosomal Pro-X carboxypeptidase-like. Gene Ontology annotation, molecular function: dipeptidyl-peptidase activity; serine-type exopeptidase activity. The transcript is spliced from 9 exons. The coding region runs from base 37 to 1671 and encodes 544 amino acids. Gene Ontology annotation, biological process: proteolysis. The record is from RefSeq and is a predicted model, not a curated record. NCBI's taxonomy places the organism in Eukaryota, Viridiplantae, Streptophyta, Magnoliopsida, Asparagales, Asparagaceae.